CACCACCUCUUCCCCCAUUUCUUUAGUAACAGAAAACGAAAAACCCUAAAAAUUGAAACGGAAAAUUGCAGGAACUAAAAAUGGAGAAGAGGCUCCGGUCAUCUCUCAAGACAUCCGCCGAGGAAUUCCUCUCAUCCGCCGUCAAAUCAACCUUAAAAUCCUCCAAACCAUCUCUGAAAACCAUCGUCAACUCCGUAAAGCCCUCGUCGGACCUCUCAUCUUCUCUCCCACUCGCUCUCCUCCACUCCAUACUCCACCACACUCAAUCCUUCCAGAAUCCAUCGACUUCUCCCUCUAAUUCGCCUCCACCCAAGCGCCAACGUGGCAACGGACCACCCGGAUCCGACUCGGAUUCGGAUCAGCAGCAGCACCAGAUCCUCGCUUCUCUCCAGGUCCUCUCUCAUGUACUCCACUUGUGCGUUCUAUCUCCCAAGAAAGCCUUCUCCGCCUCCGAUCUACUCCCCGCGGCACAAGCUUUGCAUAACAGUCUCAUCCUCUUCGAGUCGGAUCCGGUUCUGUGCCUGGAGGUCGCCGGAGUCUGCGAGUCUUGGUGGAAGGAAGGGUUCAUCGAGAGAGAAACUCUGAUCUCUCAGCUGUUACCGUUUCUGUUAUCGAGGUCACUGACGUUGAAGAAGAAAGUAGAUGUACAUCGAGUCUACAUGCUGAGAGAAGCGUUCGCGUUGUUCGAUUUCGACGACGAAGAGAGCAUCGGAGAUCUGAGGAUGCUCCUCAUGCGCUGCGUCGUUUCGCCUCUGUAUUUGAAGACAGAGGACGGCCAGAGGUUUCUCUCUUUCGCGUUCGGGCUCAGCAGGCAGCUGAUGAAGUCGGGACUCGCCGUUGUUAAAGCUCAGAUUCCUUUCGGGAGGAAGUCGGUUCUCGUAGGCUUCGGUGGUAUUCUGUUUAGGGCGUGGAGAGAGGUUGAGGAUGAUUUGAGAGGUGAGAUCGAAGACGGUUUUAUGCAGGGGAUUGUUGAUUGUGCUAUCCACGCCGCUUCCUCCGCCUUUGCUGCUUCUCUAAGGAAGGUUCUCGGAGGGUUUAUCACCCAGAGGACUACUCAGGGAGUCGAGAAGCUACUCUUUGGCCUCGCUGAGCCUAUGAUAUUUCGCUCAUUGCAGGUUGCAAAUUCAAAUGUUCGUUUAAACGCUUUACAUUUACUUCUGGAUCUUUUCCCAAUGGAGGAUCCGGACGCAACAAAAGAAGAGAAAGAUAAGCUGCUUGACAAACAGUUCUACUUGUUGGAAAAACUAAUGAGCGAUGAAUGCCCAGAAGUGAGGUCUGUUGCCGUGGAAGGUCUCUGUCGAGUUUUCUAUCUUUUCUGGGAAGUGAUCCCAUCGCCAACGAUUACCAAGAUCAUCACCAAGAUCUUCAACGACAUGUCGCAUGAGUCUUGCAGUGAGGUUAGGCUUUCGACGGUUAAUGGUAUAACUUAUCUCCUCGCCAACCCGCAGUCACAUGGUAUUCUUAAGGUGCUUCUGCCAAGACUGGGGCAUUUGAUGCUGGAUAGUGUUACUUCUGUACGGGUUGCCAUGGUAGAUUUGCUCCUGCUCUUAAGAGAUGUUCGUACUUUCCAGUUUAACACGGUAGUGAGUUUGGAUGUGUUGUUAUCUGUGCUUGCUUCUGACCAAACUAAUGUUGCUAAGGGAAUCGCACGGCUUCUGAUGCCAUCCUAUUUUCCAUCGAGAAAGAGAGCUGAGGAGGCCUGCACGCGAUGCAGGACGCUCAUAAACAGAAACCCACUGGCUGGUGCAAGGUUUUGCGAGUUUUUAGUAUCUUUAGGAGCAACCGUUCAAUCUGCACUGCAGCUAGUGGGAUUCUUCUUGAAUUCAAUCUUGUCAGGUGAUGAUAAGCUAGAGGAUAACCAGAUUGAAGGCUUGCUUCUUGCUUCGUACUAUCUCUGUAAAGAUCUGGUUGCUGCUGAUUCUGGGUGUAUGGCAUCUCUUAAAGAGUUGUUACCUGGAGAAAAACUGAAAAGCUUGCUAGCUUUUGCACCCACUGCGCAGGCUCAGUCAGCUGUCUUUGAUAUUCUUGCUAUGGUCUCCCCUGAGACCGUCUCUGAUGUACUAGAGGAUUGCAUGAGUUUGGUUGUGAAUUGUGGUGGUUUGCCUGGUGAUGAAGGACGACAGGUCGAGAUGAGGUCUGUACACAAGUUACUCCUCUCUUCUAAUGCCUUUUCCGACCUCAUUGGAACUUUCACCAGUACCCUGCAGAAGACUGCCUACCGCUGCCAGAUCAAUUUUGGCGAUGAAGUAGAAAGAAAGAAUGUCUACUCAGCGACGAGGAAGAAAUCAAAGUCCUCUAGAAAUUCAUCUUCCGCAAAGUGGAAACAUGUUAGCGAGAAAAAUGCAAUCAGCUUCGAGGAAGAUUAUUCGGUAGCUGUAGGAAUAGCAUGGCAAAUAAAGGAUUUGCUUGUCAUCGAAGAUGCUCGUAAAGCAAUGCUCGAGUCUUCUGAUAUUGAGGAGUUGUGCAUUGCCUUAAAAGUCGUCUCCCAGACUAGCAUACUGCAAGCCAUGGACGUGUACCCUGUAUUAGCAUAUACUUCUCUUGCUUUACACAUGACUCUUCGGAAUCUUGAUACGGAUGCUCAGAUGAAUGAUACCGAGGAUAUUCUGGACCAAACAAUGGGUCACAUUCUAGGCUGUACAGAACAACUAUUCCAGGCAGGUGACAAUGGAACGUCAGAGACCAUAGCUCUAAAGACGCACCUUAGCAAGAAAUCAAAAAGAAGAAAUUCAAAUGACGGUGUUGAUGCUUCAGAGGGUCAAAGAUCAAAGGAAGGAGGUGUACUGAACAAGGUCAAGAUGCUAACUGCGAUUCUCAAGUUUAUGGUUGAGUCUACAGAGAUGGGUCUAGCUUCCCAUUUCCACGAAAGAAUGUUGAAGUUCACAUCUGCGUAUCUGAAGUAUGCCAUCUCCAGUUUCGACCACCAUUCAACUGGUAAGUUACAAUUCGAGGAUGCAGAUUUGAAGGACAUGAUUCUGUGUACAAAAAGCUCGACCAGUUACGCCGGGAAGUUGAUAAACCUGGUGAUGAGAGAAGCGUCACGCCCUUUGUUUGAAGCUUUUGACCUUGCGAACGACCUGCUUGAUCUACUCACCACGGUGGAGAUAACGUUAGGCUCGGCUUAUGCGUCGAAACUUGUGACAGCUUUAAACCCUUGGAUACCAGAUUUGGUUCUUGCAUUAGGACCUUGUUUCAUCAACAACAACAUGGAAGAAGAAGAAGAAGAUUCAUACACCAGCAGAUUCAAUCACAUCAAGCUCUGCUUUCCGACAUGGCUUCUUACAUGCGCGAAGCUUGAGCUACAUGAAAUGGAUGACACCUCAGAAUCAUCUCAUCUCCAACUCCCGGCACUGAAAAGACUGAGAGAUACCAUAGUUUCGUUGGUGAAAGGUAACUCAAAAGUGGUUGAUGGAAUCGGUUACGUUCUUUUGAUAUGUUCAGCCGUGUGUAUAGAGAAGAAAGAUUACAGUGCAGUUUUAGGGUUGCUGCGCUUUCUAUGUGUGAAGUUGCUUAGUAGGGAAGAAGAAGGAGAAGAUAGAGAGUGGAAAGAGCUUGACACAAUGUUGGUCUCGCUUCCGAGUAUUUACCCAAUGAUAGAGAGAGAGAUUGGUGAAGAAAGAGAUGAAGAGGAAGUGAGGAAGCUCGAGGCCGCAAGAGAAUUGCUUCUGCCUGUGUGGACCUACCAUGUCUAUGAAACCGGAAGGUUUCGCAUGAUGGAGGAGGAAGAAGAAUAGAUAAUGUCGGUUUAGAGCUUUGAUGUGUUGUAAUAUACAUUCGUUAGUGUGUUCAUUUGAACUCUGAAUCUCAAUUUGAUCCGAGUCUAUGUGAAUCGACACAAAGACAGAGAUU
Molecule: messenger RNA, 3849 nt
Organism: Brassica oleracea var. oleracea
Lineage: Eukaryota; Viridiplantae; Streptophyta; Magnoliopsida; Brassicales; Brassicaceae
Exons: 4
Coding region: 81-3734 (1217 amino acids)
Biological process (GO): mitotic sister chromatid segregation
Cellular component (GO): nucleus; condensin complex
Source: RefSeq, a predicted model, not a curated record